GUAGCACUGAGACGCCUACACCAGCACACUCACACACAGGCUUGUACACAAACAUCCAUAGCCUGUAAACUUCCUAUAUAGCUUAUAGUGGUGAUAUGAAACGCCUGAGAGCAAUAAUUCGUUCUCUUCCACAUGUCUUUUGUAGUGUAAUUUGUCACUAUAAAAACGACGGGGGAAUCGCAGCUCUUGCAGCGAUGCCUUGUUCCUUUCAAAAAUCCCUCUCUCUGAAAACCAUCUGCCUUGACGUAGGCUGUAGAUUACACUUGCUUUAAAGUUGGUAAAAUACUACUCCCAAAAAGUAGUUUUUGGGUGGUUUGUAUUCGUCCUUUUUGUAUUAAUAUCAAUCCGCCUUCUGUUCCUACUAUCUCCAUGACAUCUAACCCCGUAGUUAGGGCCCAAAUUAAGGAAAAUCAUGACUCAGCUUUUCGAGAAAACACAAAGCAGUAAAUAAUUAUACCAAGUCACUAUUCUGCUUUGAAAAAAAGAAAGGCAACGUUUGCUAAAAAAUAUCCUCACGCACGAAUUUUGGUCCCACUCACCCUCCCACGCCGUCUGAAUGUUCUACCUUUUUAUUGUGUGGCUGAAUCUGUCCUUCUAUCCAUCCACCAUGCGGCCUCAGACCAGAGAAGCAGUGCUCUAGACGUGUUUACUGCCUUGAGAUGCAAGAGGACAUAAAUCGUUUUGCUUUGUCCGCAAACGACACCAUUCACAUGCAGAGGGUUUCACCAUGCUCUCGGUUUCUCUCUCCCCGGUUUCUCUUGUCUACCUCCUCUGUUUUCCCUAUUAGAGAUGUACUUUCUUUUAAUUGUCUAACCCAGAGCCCGAUGGGGUCUUUCCCUUGGUUCACCCCAACCAAGGCUUUGAUCGGCGGCGCCCCCAGUUCAUAAACGCAUCAUUUAUGUAUUUUCUAACCAUUCAGGAAAAAUACAUAUUCGAUCCUAGGAAUUUAGAAAUUAGUCGAUUAUUGCAACACACAAAAAAGUAAUAAUCCCAGCACAAUUCGUAAAUGAAAGGCAAUGAUAGGCUACAUAAAAUGCAAAAGUGUUGGUUAAUGAUUAAGCUGCGGAUGGACGCCCUUUAUCCCUCUCAUAGUAAUGGUAAUGUGCGGUUGUCACCAUCAGCUGUGCUGCGUAAAGCUGUGUACUCUCCCAUCAUUUCAUCCAGUCAUUAUUCGAUUCUGUGUUGAAUAAAUAACAACAAAUGCCAUUAAACACUUGGGAUGGGUGUUCGUGGUUUUUGUAAUGCUAUUUUUUUGGGAGGGGGGGACACAGGAUUUUAAGUGACUUUUUGUGUCCAAGGCGCUAGUUAAUUUGCAUAAUCUUCCUUGUCUAUGGUGACGCUAUGUUUCGGGGGAGUUUACUGUUCUGGUGAUGUCUGCAUAGUACUUGUGCCCAAACACAUAGUCCAUAGCCCUGUCUAGGUUUAAUAUUGGUAUAAGACAUGGGCACUGCUCUAGCAUGUGAUAAGUUCAACCCCGAGGGCCGAUAGCGCUUAUCUGGACGACCCGAGUGCUCGCGCCUGCUUUCAUUAUCUUGGUUUACCCUUCAAACAUCGAACAGGAAAAAAAGGGAUUUUGUUUCUUCUACACACAGAGCCUCUCGCUCCUUCCCUUUUUUGUUGUGGCGGAUGAGUCCUGUAUGAGCUUGGCGCAUGCUGGUGCUGCUGCUUAUACCCCAGCUCGCUCUGCCUAAACUUUUUCUCCGGACUACUGUUUUGAUCGAUUUCGUCGCUGAAUGAGAACAUAUUGUCUUGUGCUUUGCAUUCAUCGUCAGAGGAUAAGGUUCACCCGAGGAGGCCAUUGGCGAAGAGGUGUCACGUGACCAAGGGGUGCCAAUGUUAUUCAACAAGGGUGUCAAGACCCUGUCAGUUUCUGAAAUAAAUAUUGGGAAACGGCGAGAUGCAGAAGGCAACCUACUACGACAGCUCCGCAAUUUACAGUGGCUACCCGUAUCAAAGCGCAAAUGGCUUCAGUUAUGAUGCCAAUCAGGUCCAAUAUCCCCGGGCCUCUCAUGUGGAAAGUGAGUACCAUCGACCAGCCUGCUCCUUGCAGUCCCCAGACGGCUUGGUCGCCCUGCAGAAGCCGGGGGAGAUGGCGGAGAACUGCGACAGGGGUACGGCCAUCCAGGCAGCGCAGCCACCCGUCCUCACUGAAAGCAAUCAACCGCAGAUGUCGGUGUCUGUCCCACCACCCCCUCCCCAGUCACAGUCCCCCGGUUCUCUCAACCAGAACACGAGCAACGGCUCCUGUCAACCCAACUCAAAGAGCUCGGUGCACAGCUCGCCGACCACCACCCGGAAGCACAUCUUCCCCUGGAUGAAAGAGUCCCGUCAGAACCAGAAGCCUAAAACCAGUAGCUCCAGCUCAGUUGAGAGUUGCCCUGGAGACAAGAGCCCCCCGGGCGGGUCAGCCGCGUCGAAGAGAGCCCGGACGGCUUAUACCAGCGCACAGCUGGUGGAGCUGGAGAAGGAGUUCCACUUCAACCGUUACCUCUGCAGACCCCGCAGGGUCGAGAUGGCCAACCUGCUCAACCUCACGGAGAGGCAGAUUAAGAUCUGGUUCCAGAACCGCAGGAUGAAGUACAAAAAGGAUCAGAAAGGGUGUGGCAUGAUGCCCUCUCCCGGAGGACAGUCCCCUCGGAGCCCCCUCGGCCCAUCUCCCGGAGGCGGGGGUGGAGGAUACCUCAACUCUAUGCAUUCUCUGGUUAACAGUGUCCCCUAUGAGUCCCAGUCGCCAACGUCUUACAAUAAGCCCGCUCAAAAUGCAUACGGUAUGCCUACGUCAUAUCCCCCUCCCUUGAACAGCUCCCUAAACAACUGCCCGCCCUCUCAGAAGAGGUAUCCCGGGACUGGCGGCUCGGCCACGCCCGAGUAUGACGCGCAUCCUCUCCAAGGAAAUGGCGGCUAUGGGACGCACUUGCAGCAGGUCAGCCCUGUGUAUGUAGGCGGAGGUUACAUCGAUUCGAUGCCCAACAACAGGGCCUCCGUUUUCGGCCUGACCCAUCUCUCGCACACGCCGUCCACAAACAUGGACUACAAUGGAGCAAUCACUAUGGGCAAUAGUCACCAUCAAAGAGUAUGCGAUCCAAAUCCGACGUACACAGACCUUAAUACGCCGCACUACUCUCAGGGAAGAAUUCAGGAAGCGCCCAAACUGACACAUCUGUAGCCGGGUUGCACCCUGGAUCACUCCGCCCCAUUGUCUUACCUGACGAACCACCAUCGCGUUGUUUCUUCUCUUCUUUAGUAGCUUUUUCCACCUUCUCUUUGUUCUAGGUUAUGUUUGUUCUUUUUUAUAUAGUUUAAUGUGUGAUGUAGCAUAGGAAAGUAAUCACGCUUGCUUCAAAUGUUCUCUCUAUUUGCUAUAGUGUUAUUGUUCCGCACAAACCUAUUAUCUGAGACAACACGCGCGGGGGCACAUACGCAUAGACCUAUUUAAUCUUUAACUUGUUUCUAAAAACAAAUCAAACAGGGUAUAUGAACAAAUCUUAUGGUAUUAUUUUAAUGUGAAUGUGUUAGUUUUUUGGUAUUUAUCCGCAGUUGAAGAUUUGUUUUGUGUUAUUGUUUUGCAUUUUGUUGCACUUGUGGAAGGAUCCUUAAAAAAGGGAGGCCUGGAAGCUCCAGCCUAUGAUCUAACCAGCUUGUGUUCUGUUGGACUUUCAAAAUGUUAUUUAUUUAUAUGACGUUAUAUGGAGUUCUUUAGUAUUAUUUGACCCCCCUGUGCUCUUUGUAUGUGGAGAGAAGGCUGUUGGAACCAGGCCUAGGUUCUAGUUCUACCGCUUACCUGACAGCAGACAGACGACAGAGAGACAGACAGACACGACACUCAGCAGCACACUGAUAUGUUGGUGUUAUUUUUUUCUUCUUCGAGGAGGUAUUUUAUUUCUCUACGAAUGCAAAUCAACCAGUCACGCUUGGAAGGACGGACAGACAUUAGACGUUUCUUUAUUGAACAAAUAUUCUAGAUAUCACCAAGUUUCUGUUUCAAUGUCAUACAUUCCAUGCUGCUCCAGUUCGAAUAAAUAAAGACAUUAAUUUAAAUAUA
This is a messenger RNA of Salvelinus fontinalis (brook trout), 4042 nucleotides long. RefSeq names its product homeobox protein Hox-A3a-like. The transcript has 3 exons. Gene Ontology annotation, molecular function: DNA-binding transcription factor activity, RNA polymerase II-specific; RNA polymerase II cis-regulatory region sequence-specific DNA binding. NCBI's taxonomy places the organism in Eukaryota, Metazoa, Chordata, Actinopteri, Salmoniformes, Salmonidae. Bases 1898 to 3166 code for a protein of 422 amino acids. Gene Ontology annotation, cellular component: nucleus. The record is from RefSeq and is a predicted model, not a curated record. Gene Ontology annotation, biological process: regulation of transcription by RNA polymerase II.